AUGAGUCGCCAGUUCCCUCACUCUAGUGCCCCCUUGAAAUCCAUUAAGGAAGUGCAGUUUGGUCUUGCGUCUCCAGAGGAGAUCCGAGCAAUUAGUGUCGCCAAGAUUGUCUAUCCAGAAACAUUUGACCAAUCAACAAAACGACCUAAGGAAGGUGGGCUAAAUGAUCCAAGACUUGGCUCUAUCGACAGGAAUUAUCGUUGUCAAACAUGUGGCGAAGACAUGUCUGAAUGUCCUGGUCAUUUUGGCCAUAUCGAGUUGACACGGCCCGUGUUCCAUAUUGGGUUUAUUGCAAAGAUCAAGAAAGUUUUGGAAAGUAUAUGUUUCCAUUGCGGCAAACUACUUGUUGACGAGCAAAACCCAUUGAUGGCACAAGUAAUCAAAAUUAGAGAUCCCAAGAAGAGGUUCAAUGCCGUUUGGGGUCUUUGUAAAACCAAGAUGAUCUGUGAGACUAGUGAAACGGAAGGGGUACGUGGCGGUUGUGGUCACACUCAGCCCACAAUACGAAGAGAUGGGUUGAAACUUUGGGGAACAUGGAAAAGCAAUAAAAAUUUCGAAGAAAACGAUCAACCGGAACGGCGUUUGUUGACCCCAACCGAAAUUCUCAAUAUCUUCAAACACAUUAGCUCCGAGGAUUGCUAUAGAUUGGGUUUCAAUGAGGAUUACGCGAGACCAGAGUGGAUGUUAAUUACCGUGUUACCGGUUCCACCUCCUCCAGUAAGACCAAGUAUUGCUUUUAACGAUACCGCAAGGGGAGAAGAUGACUUGACGUUCAAGUUGGCAGAUGUGAUAAAGGCAAAUAUGAAUGUGCAAAGGUUGGAGAUGGACGGGUCUCCGCAACAUGUAAUUAGUGAGUUUGAAGCGUUGCUUCAGUUUCAUGUGGCUACUUAUAUGGAUAACGAUAUUGCAGGACAGCCCCAGGCAUUGCAAAAAACAGGACGUCCUAUCAAAUCUAUAAGAGCACGUUUGAAAGGUAAAGAAGGUAGAUUGAGAGGUAAUUUAAUGGGGAAAAGAGUUGAUUUUUCAGCACGUACCGUUAUUUCUGGUGACCCCAACUUGGACUUGGAUCAAGUUGGUGUUCCUAUAUCGAUUGCAAAAACUUUGACAUAUCCAGAAAUUGUAACUCCGUAUAAUAUUCACAAAUUAACCGAAUUGGUGAGAAACGGUCCCAGUGAACAUCCCGGUGCCAAGUAUGUUAUCAGAGAUACAGGUGACCGUAUUGAUUUGAGGUAUAACAAAAGAGCAGGUGAUAUCGCCUUGCAGUAUGGUUGGAAGGUAGAACGUCAUCUUAUGGACAAUGAUCCAGUGUUGUUCAACCGUCAACCUUCGUUGCACAAGAUGUCUAUGAUGGCACAUAGAGUGAAAGUGAUGCCAUACUCUACUUUUAGGUUGAACUUAUCAGUCACAUCGCCUUAUAAUGCUGAUUUUGAUGGAGAUGAAAUGAAUUUACAUGUUCCACAAUCACCAGAAACUAGGUCAGAACUUUCGCAAAUUUGUGCUGUGCCAUUACAAAUUGUUUCUCCGCAAUCCAACAAACCCGUUAUGGGAAUUGUUCAAGAUACAUUGUGUGGUAUUCGUAAGAUGACCUUGCGUGAUAUAUUUAUUGAAUUUGACCAGGUUAUGAAUAUGUGCUAUUGGAUUCCAAAUUGGGAUGGAGUUAUUCCACCUCCUGCAAUUGUGAAACCUAAGCCAUUAUGGUCUGGUAAGCAAAUGCUUUCGUUAGCUAUUCCCAAGGGUAUCCAUUUGCAACGAUUCGAUGGAGGAAGAGACUUGCUAAGUCCCAAGGAUACUGGAAUGUUGAUUGUUGAUGGUGAGAUUAUGUUUGGUGUUGUUGACAAAAAGACAGUUGGUGCGACUGGUGGUGGUUUGAUACACACAGUUAUGAGAGAGAAGGGUCCAGCGGUUUGUGCUCAAUUGUUUAGCUCUAUACAAAAAGUUGUGAAUUUUUGGCUAUUACACAAUGGAUUCAGUAUUGGUAUAGGUGACACGAUUGCUGAUUCCGCAACAAUGAAGGAUAUCACAAAGACCAUUCAAGAAGCAAAAUUAAAGGUGCAAGAAAUCAUUAUGGAUGCUCAACAUAACACAUUGGAGCCAGAACCAGGUAUGACUUUGAGAGAGUCUUUUGAGCACAAUGUGUCUCGAGUUUUGAAUCAAGCGCGUGAUACCGCUGGUCGUUCUGCAGAGAUGAGUUUGAAAGAUUUAAAUAACGUGAAACAAAUGGUUACCUCAGGAUCCAAAGGUUCUUUUAUUAACAUUUCACAAAUGAGUGCUUGUGUGGGCCAACAAAUUGUUGAAGGUAAGAGAAUUCCAUUUGGAUUUGCCGACCGUUCUUUGCCACAUUUUACCAAGGAUGAUUAUUCACCGGAAUCAAAAGGAUUUGUUGAAAAUUCGUAUUUAAGAGGUUUAACUCCACAAGAGUUUUUUUUCCAUGCAAUGGCUGGUAGAGAAGGUCUUAUCGAUACUGCGGUUAAAACUGCUGAAACCGGUUAUAUCCAACGUCGUUUGGUUAAAGCGUUGGAGGACAUAAUGGUGCAUUAUGACGGAACCACAAGAAAUUCCUUAGGAGAUAUUAUUCAGUUUAUAUACGGAGAAGAUGGUAUUGAUGCUACACAAGUUGAAAAACAAUCAAUUGAUACCAUCCCCGGAUCGAAUGAGAGCUUUGAGAGAAGAUACAAAAUUGACGUUUUGGAAGAAGCCACCACCAUUCCAGAAUCCUUGUUGGAGUCCGCUAAGGAGAUUCAAGGUGAUGUGGAAUUACAAAAGUUACUUGAUGAAGAGUACCAACAAUUACUCGAGGAUCGUAAGUACUUGAGAGAAGUGUGCUUCCCCAACGGUGACUUUAGUUGGCCAUUGCCGGUGAAUUUGCGUCGUAUUAUUCAAAAUGCUCAACAAAUUUUCCAUAGUGGUCGUGAUAAGCCUUCAGAUUUGAGAUUGGACGAGAUUAUAAUGAGUGUCAGAGAGUUGUGCACAAAGUUAUUGGUAGUCAGAGGUAAUACCCCAUUGGCAAAAGAGGCUCAAGAUAAUGCUACUCUAUUAUUCCAGUGUUUGCUUAGGUCCAGAUUAGCUUCAAGAAGAGUUAUUGAAGAAUUCAAGUUGAGCAAAGCUUCAUUUGAGUGGGCGUUGGGUGAGAUUGAAACACAAUUUCAAAAGUCUGUUGUGCAUCCCGGUGAAAUGGUGGGUGUUGUUGCUGCUCAAUCCAUUGGGGAACCAGCAACACAAAUGACGUUGAACACUUUCCAUUAUGCCGGUGUGUCAUCCAAGAAUGUUACUUUGGGUGUUCCUAGAUUAAAGGAGAUUUUGAAUGUGGCAAAGAAUAUCAAGACACCUGCAUUGACUGUGUAUUUGGAUCCAGAAGUUGCUUCUGAUAUCGAGCUGGCUAAGAUUGUUCAAUCGUCAAUAGAGCACACUACAUUGAAGAAUGUUACCUCUUCGACCGAGAUUUACUAUGAUCCGGAUCCUAGAACUACCGUUAUUGAAGAAGAUUAUGACACGGUGGAAGCUUACUUUGCCAUUCCCGAUCAGAAGGUUGAGGAAAGUAUAGGCAAGCAAUCGCCUUGGUUAUUAAGAUUGGAACUUGAUCGUGCCAAGAUGUUGGACAAACAAUUAACAAUGGCUCAAGUUGCAGAAAAAAUUUCUCAAAACUUUGGCGAGGAUUUGUUUGUUAUAUGGUCGGAUGAUACAGCUGACAAGUUGAUUAUACGUUGUCGUGUGGUGAGAGAUCCUAAGUCGUUGGAUGAAGAUGCGGAUGCCGAGGAAGAUCAAAUUUUGAAACGUAUUGAAGCGCACAUGUUGGAGUCGAUUUCAUUGAGGGGUAUUCCAGGUAUUACUAGGGUAUUCAUGAUGCAGCAUAAAGUAAGUCAUCCGGAUGCCACGGGUGAGUUUAAGCAAGGAAAAGAGUGGGUCUUGGAAACCGAUGGUGUCAAUUUGGCAGACGUUAUGGCAGUGCCUGGGGUUGAUGCUGCUCGAACCUAUUCGAAUGACUUUAUUGAAAUUUUAUCGGUAUUAGGUAUUGAGGCCACCAGAUCGGCAUUGUAUAAGGAGAUUUUGAAUGUUAUCGCGUUUGAUGGUUCUUAUGUGAAUUACCGUCAUAUGGCAUUGUUGGUUGAUGUGAUGACAUCACGUGGUCAUUUGAUGGCUAUCACGCGUCAUGGUAUUAAUAGGUCUGAUACAGGUGCAUUAAUGCGCUGUUCUUUCGAAGAAACAGUUGAGAUUCUAUUGGACGCUGCUGCGUCAGCAGAGUUGGAUGAUUGUAAAGGUAUAUCAGAGAAUGUGAUGUUGGGUCAAAUGGCUCCACUUGGUACAGGUUCUUUUGAUGUAAUGGUUGACGACAAGAUGUUGCAGCAAGCACCUGCCAAUGUAGCCUUUGAAGAAAUCGCCGAUGAAGGAGGCGCUACGCCGUAUAGAGAUAUUGAGAUGGAAGAUGAUCAAAUUGUUUUGGAUGAAGGUGCUGGAUUUUCGCCAAUUCAUAAUCCAGCGACAGAUAGCAUGAAUGGUGGAUUAACGUCAUAUGGUGGCCAACCUACCUCACCGGGAGUUACUUCGCCAUUUAGUUAUUCGACUUCACCAGGAUAUGGAGGUACUAGUCCAGGAUAUGGAGGUACUAGUCCCGGCUAUGGAUACGCUCCAACGUCUCCUAGUUACUCACCUACAUCUCCAAGCUACUCACCUACAUCGCCAAGCUACUCACCUACAUCACCAAGCUACUCACCUACAUCGCCAAGCUACUCACCUACAUCGCCAAGCUACUCACCUACAUCACCAAGCUACUCACCUACAUCGCCAAGCUACUCACCUACAUCUCCUAGUUACUCACCUACAUCGCCAAGCUACUCACCUACAUCUCCAAGCUACUCGCCUACAUCUCCAAGUUACUCACCUACAUCUCCUAGUUACUCGCCUACAUCUCCAAGCUACUCACCUACAUCGCCAAGCUACUCACCUACAUCGCCAAGCUACUCACCUACAUCUCCUAGUUACUCACCUACAUCGCCAAGCUACUCACCUACAUCCCCAUCAUAUUCACCUACAUCCCCACAAUAUUCACCUACAUCCCCAUCAUAUUCACCUACAUCUCCAUCAUAUUCACCUACAUCCCCAUCAUAUUCACCUACAUCACCACAAUACUCGCCUACAUCACCGCAGUACUCACCAACGUCUCCUAAUUACUCUCCAAGAUCACCUGAGUAUAAACCGAAAUCCCCAUCUAAAAAAGAAGACGAAUAG
This is a messenger RNA of Lodderomyces oxycetoniae, 5223 nucleotides long. RefSeq names its product DNA-directed RNA polymerase II subunit RPB1 (gene RPO21). Gene Ontology annotation, cellular component: RNA polymerase II, core complex. NCBI's taxonomy places the organism in Eukaryota, Fungi, Ascomycota, Pichiomycetes, Serinales, Debaryomycetaceae. Gene Ontology annotation, biological process: transcription by RNA polymerase II. The coding region runs from base 1 to 5223 and encodes 1740 amino acids. Gene Ontology annotation, molecular function: DNA binding. The transcript has a single exon. The record is from RefSeq and is a predicted model, not a curated record.